CGCCAAUGCAUUUGUGCGACUGCAACAAAAUAUUGACCCCCUGUAUGUGAUAGAGGAGGCUCCCUAGAGGGUGUUAUGCUAUUCUUUUGUGUAAAAUUAUUUAAAGGGCCAAUCAGUGAUGGCUAAUAAAGAGCGUGAAGUGGAUUUAUAUCGGCACACUUCUGUGAGAUAUCUGGGAUAUGCAAACGAAGUAGGUGAGGCCUUCAGGAGUAUCGUACCAAAGUCAAUAGUAUGGCUAAGCUACAUUAUAUCCAGUGGCUACGUUCUGGCUGACACUCUAGACAAGGGGUGGAAAGUUCAUCAGAAAGACUCUUCACCGUUGAAAAAUAAACGAAUGCUUUUAUCUGUGUCAGAUACACUUCUCUGGCAGGGCUUUGCUUCUGUUAUAAUACCGGGACUGACCAUAAAUAGGAUAUGUGCUGGAGUUCGGUACGCACAAACGUUCAAAAAAGGUCCUAUAGGUAAAAGUCCAUGGGUCUGUACAAUUAUUGGCCUAAUCUCCAUUCCAUUUAUAAUACAUCCUAUUGACGUGGGUGUAGAAAAAGCCAUGAAUGCCACUUACAGAAACUGGACUGGAUAUCAUCCCCACAAGGAGCUCGAUUGAUGUAAAAAUCAAUAGAAAAUUGAAUGAAAGUAGUACAAUCUUAAUGCUCCCCAAGUAAAAAGCAAUUUAAUUUUCCUGGAUUGUUAUAAAUUAUAUAAAAUAUAAACAUGUUAUUUAAUACAUAUUAAAGUGCUUACUACUUUAAUAGAAAUAUAAAUCUUUAUCGAUUA
This is a messenger RNA of Cephus cinctus (wheat stem sawfly), 774 nucleotides long. RefSeq names its product mitochondrial fission process protein 1. Gene Ontology annotation, cellular component: mitochondrion. The coding region runs from base 119 to 604 and encodes 161 amino acids. Gene Ontology annotation, biological process: mitochondrial fission. The record is from RefSeq and is a predicted model, not a curated record. NCBI's taxonomy places the organism in Eukaryota, Metazoa, Arthropoda, Insecta, Hymenoptera, Cephidae. The transcript has 3 exons.